AUGACAAUCACCGUCGGCGUGUUGGCCCUGCAAGGCGCCUUCUGGGAACAUCUCGUCUUGCUACAAAAGGCCGCUGAUUACUUACGCAAUCAAGGCACGGCGGCCUCGUUCGAGUUUAUAGAAGUCAGAAACCCUCAAGACCUGGCUCGUUGUGAUGCUUUAAUCAUUCCUGGCGGCGAAAGUACAACCAUUUCCCUCGUCGCCGCCCAGUCUGGUCUGCUGGAACCGCUGAGGGAAUUCGUCAAAGUCCACCGCAAACCAACUUGGGGAACCUGCGCCGGCUUGAUUCUGCUCGCCGAGGCGGCUAAUGCUACUAAGAAGGGCGGUCAGGAUUUGAUUGGUGGCCUGGAUGUACGCGUGAACCGGAACCAUUUUGGACGACAGGUAGAAAGCUUCCAGGAAGACCUCGACCUGCCCUUUUUACAGACCAAUGGUGCAGUCGACAGGAAGCCCUUUCCCGGCGUCUUCAUUCGCGCUCCCGUGGUCGAAAAGAUCCUUCCCAAUGUCGAUGGCAUCCAGAAGGAGGAACAACAAUUGGCCGGGACCGUCGUUGCCCCGUACAAGUCUGCCGAGGACGAGCACGCCCGGCAGGCCAUGAGCUCGCAUGUCGAUAUCAUGGGAAAGCUGCCCGGUCGGUUGAAAAAAGCCGCCGGCAUGGGGCCCGACGCACACGCCGGUGAGGAAGUGGGAGAUAUCAUUGCCGUCAAGCAAGGCAAUGUCUUUGGAACCAGUUUCCACCCUGAAUUGACCUCGGAUAUCCGGAUCCAUGUCUGGUGGCUAAGGCAAGUUUUGGAUGCGGUCGGCACGACAAAUGGCGUUCCAUGA
Messenger RNA from Cladophialophora psammophila CBS 110553, 825 nucleotides. Its product is annotated as glutamine amidotransferase. Bases 1 to 825 code for a protein of 274 amino acids. Gene Ontology annotation, cellular component: glutaminase complex; cytosol. The record is from RefSeq and is a predicted model, not a curated record. Lineage: Eukaryota; Fungi; Ascomycota; Eurotiomycetes; Chaetothyriales; Herpotrichiellaceae. The transcript is spliced from 2 exons. Gene Ontology annotation, molecular function: glutaminase activity. Gene Ontology annotation, biological process: pyridoxal 5'-phosphate biosynthetic process; pyridoxine metabolic process.